Molecule: messenger RNA, 2977 nt
Organism: Cinara cedri
Lineage: Eukaryota; Metazoa; Arthropoda; Insecta; Hemiptera; Aphididae
Source: the annotation of a GenBank genome assembly
AUGGAGCUUACCACAGGUAAGUAAUAUUAUUAUACUGAACACAACAGACAGUACAGAUCGCUUGGCACACACUUUACCAUCAUAAUAUUAUAAUAUAUCUAUUAUUAUAGAUAUUAUUAUUAUACACAAUACACUACAACUAUUAGUAUUAAAUGUAUACAGGUCAUUCAAAUUUUUCAUAAAAUACUAUUUUUUUUUUUUUUAAUGGUUUGUAAAAAAUUUUAAAAUCAUAUAUUCUAAAAUGCUACAUUUCCUUAUUUUUGGGGGUGAAACUUCUACCUACUUUUGAUUUUUAAAUGGCAAACUAUAUUAAAAAUUCAAUAAAUAAAUGAAGUAUUAGUUAAAAUGUAUUUCAGUGUUAAAAUUAUUGAUUUCCAUCAAAGAAAAUGUAGAGAUACUCCACUUUAAAGUUUGGUAAGAGGAGAGAGAGUAGUAAAGUACUAUUAAAAUGUUGUACAUUGUACCUCCAUUCAAAUGAUGUUCCUACUACUCUCCUCCUACCCAAACUUUAAAGUGGAAUAUCUCUACAUUUUCUUUGAUGGAAGUCAAUAAUUUUAACUAAUACUUCAUUUAUUUAUGGAAUUUUUAUUACAGGUUAUUAUUUUAAAAUCAAAUGUAGUUAGUAAAAUAAGGAUGUCAAAAAUAAGGUCAAUAUAACGGUUAAAAAAAUAUGAUUCCAAAAAGAUUUUACAUUAAAUCAUUUUUUUUAAGUAUUUCAUAGCAAAUUUAACUGUAUAAUAAAAUUUGAAUGACUUUAUAGUUUUAAAUUUUAAAUGAAUUGAACACAAAUUAACAUAAAUUGGUUUAUGAAUACAUUAAGUUUAAAAAAUAAAUAAGCAGGUGCUCAGCAUGCUAUUUUAAGUAUUAUUUAAUUAUGAAUUCUAUAAAUAUAAUUUAUUUAAUUUAACAUACAUAAUCUACAUAAUCUAUGGCAGUGUGUUAAAAACUGCCAACUAACAAAUAUAUAUAUAUAUAUAUAUAUAUACGCACAUUUACAAUGUAAAGUUCAUUUAAAUAUCUGCAUUAUAAAUUAUACAAUAUAAUAAUUAUCCAAAAUAAGUUUUAAUUUUUAUGCUAAUAAUUAAUGAAAACAAUUAUAUUUAAUCAUAAAUUUAAACAAUAUAGUAUAAAUCGUUCUGUAUUAUAAAAAGUUAUUUAAUACCAUUAUUAUAUACCAAUAUAAAUUAAAUCAGAUUUCUUCAAAUAUAGAUUAAUAAUUUAAAUUAAAAUAUAAUUGAUAAGAGUAUGGUUAAUAUAUGCUAAAUAAACAACAUCUUUCACAUGGAUAUCAUCAGACCCUAAGGACAGUGAAUGCCCACCUCCUAGUAGGAUAGAGGUAGUAAAUCAAUUAAAGAGACUAAAAAACAAUAAAACACUGGGAGAAGAUGGAAUCCAGGGAGAAAUUCUAAAAAAUCUGGAUGAGGUAGCAAUAAAUAGAAUACAUGAUAUCAUCGAAAAUUUAUGGUCUGAGGAACAACUACCCAAAGACUGGAGUACAGCGUUGAGCCAGCACAAGUAAUUUUAAUGUGGAAAUCGAAAAAAUAAUAAACAAUAUUCAACAACAAAAAUCACAUUAAGCCAAUUAACUGCAAAUGAAAGGCAAUAAAGGAAACCUUAAAAGUGGUUACAGAUACGACGAUAGGGAAACAAAAAAAAGUGAAGAAACCUUGGUUCAACACUUCUUGAAGGAGGCACUUAACAGAAGGAAAGAAGCUAGACAAUGGAUCAAUGACCCCACCAAUAGAAAGAAGGAAUCUACGUUUAAAUAACGCCAAAAAGAGGCGAGUAAUAUAUUUAGAUUCGAAAAACGUAAAUUCACGAAAGAUAUACUGUGGGAAGCCGAGACCAACCAUAGAGUUAACAAAACUCGUGAGCUGUAUCGGAAGAUUAACGCAAUUAGAGGUAGGUACAAAAAACAUGAAAGAUUCUUAAAAAAUGAGGAUGGCUCUAUAAUUACGGAACAAGACAAACAAGAUUCUAGAAAACUGGAGAGUAUUUUGACCAACUGCUUAACUGUGAGAACCCUCCUGAAUCUUUCACAUGGAUAUCAUCAGACCCUAACGACAGUGAAUGCCCACCUCCUAGUAGGAUAGAAGUAGUAAAUCAAUUAAGGAGACUAAAAAACAAUAAAACACCGGGAGAAGAUGGAAUCCAGGGAGAAAUUCUAAAAAAUCUGGAUGAGUUAGCAAUAAAUAGAAUACAUGAUAUCAUCGAAAAUUUAUGGUCUGAGGAACAACUACCCAAAGAUUUGGGUACAGCAUUGAUCUGUCCCAUUUAUAAAAAAGGAGACCCACAAAAAUGUAGUAACUACAAAGGUAUUGCUUUAUUAGAUACGGCAUAUUAAGUCUUAUAAUGUCUACUUGAUAGAAUAGUACUCAAGGCCGAAAAUAUAAUAGGUGACUACCAGGAUGGGUUUAGGACCAAUAGAUCCACAACUGACCAAAUGUUCAUUCUAAGACAAAUCAUCCAAAAACUUUUGGAAUUUGACAAGGAGGUACACGUGUUAUUUGAGAAUUUCAGAAAAGCUUAUACAUACUCUAUACAUAGAGAAAGUCUUUUAAACAUUUUCAAAUUCCCCAGAAAAAUUAUUAAUCUCAUUACAGCCAGUCUCAAUCAUACAGAUAUACAGGUCAAGAUAUGUAACGUAACAUCGCAGCCAACUAGAGUAACGACAGGACUUCGGCAAGGGAAUGCUUUGUCUCCAGUGCUGUUUAAUUUAGUACUGGAGAGGGUAAUACGUGAGAUGAACAUUUCGGAGGGAGUUAUAUUAAGACAGAUUAGAAUUGGAAUGCNUUUGGAAUUUGACAAGGAGGUACACGUGUUAUUUGUGGAUUUCAGAAAAGCUUAUGACUCUAUACAUAGUGAAAGUCUUUUAAACAUUCUCAAAGAUUUCAAAUUCCCCAGAAAAAUUAUUAAUCUCAUUGGAGCCAAUCUCAUUCAUACAGAUAUACAGGUCAAGAUAGGUAAGGUAACAUAG